Molecule: messenger RNA, 21647 nt
Organism: Pelobates cultripes (western spadefoot toad)
Lineage: Eukaryota; Metazoa; Chordata; Amphibia; Anura; Pelobatidae
Source: the annotation of a GenBank genome assembly
CCGGGUUUUACAAAAAUUAAAAUGUUCUUCCUGGUUGUUUUAUGAAAACAACCUUCAAAUAAUACUUAUAUGAAAUGGCUUCCUGUUAAGAGGUAACUUAAAGAUCAGAAACACCAGAGUUAAAUUCAAGCAAAGACAAGAAGACGUAUUCAUCUCGACAAGAUGAGAAGUGUUUUUGUGCUUAUUUAUAACCUUCUUGCUGUGCUUCCACUUGGUAAGUUGAAAGAGAUGAUAUGAUGACUUCUGGCAUUAGCAAUUUUCUUUGUUAUUUAUUUAUUUUUUUAAAGUCUUCAUUAUCGUCUUGAUCAUUUUGUUAAAUCAGCUUUCAAAGUGGUUCCAUAUUAAACCAACAAGAAUAAACAAGCAUAAUUGCUGGCGAUCUCAGCAGAAACCAGCAGAAAUUAUUUUUUGGUGAGUUGAUUGGAUUUUUGCAAAAUCUUGCCAAUGUGUUCACAGAGAACAUCUGCUGCAUUGACAAGAACAAUCCAUAGGAACUCAGAUCUGCGAACUGCAGAGCUCUUCUUCUAUAGUUCAGUUAAAGGAAUGUUUAUGUAAGUGUGAAUUGUUACUACUUCGAACAUGGUUAUUUUCCUUAAGUCGGAAUUGCCAUAAAUUCAAAGCAAUUCCAAAUGAAAGGUCAAAAUAGCAGAACGGACUUUUUCAAUUCAGAAAUUUUAGCCUAAUGGUGAAAUUCAAGUUAUUUUUUUUUCCAAACCAGCUACUGUGGACUAAGAUUUUAAAUUCACAUUAAAUUUACAUGGAAUAGUCAACAAUUUAAAGUUUGGCAAAAAGCCCUGUCAGAAUUAGAUGCUUAUUUCUAUGAAAAUGGCUUCUUACUAAGUAGCAUAAGGAAGUGGUUCCCAACCUAGUCCUUUAAAUACCCCCUAACCGUCCAGGGUUUUGAGACUGCCCAGUUGUGUCUAAGGAGUUUUUAGAAAACAGCAAAACAAAAACACUUUAGACACAACAGGGUAAUCCCAAAAUCCUGGACCGGUAGGGGGUACUUGAGGACUGGGUUGGGAAUCCCUGGUCUAAGUGAUUUAUUUAACCAGUAAUUUAGAAUUCACACAGACAUAAUUCACACAAUUUCACAAAUGAUAAACAUUCCAAUGAAUAUGUUUUCAUUGUGCAGGUUUGACUUUAAUUUCCAUGAAAUUCAAGGUUAUUUAAGUUAUAGAUCUGCAUUUGAUUACUGCUAAAAAACAAAACUAAAAACGUAGCCCUAUUAUUUUUUUAUUUCAUUUAUUUAUUUAUUUUCACCUGACGGUAAAAAUUUUAAUUAAUAAAAAAAUAUAUAUAUUUUUUAAUAACUAUCACUGGCUUCCUUUGAGAGAAAUAGCACUUACUACUGAAAUUAGAAUUGUAUUAUCUUUUUAGCAAUUUAUCUUAAAUAAUAUCCGUAUCUGAUCCGUGGAUUCCCUUCCUGGAAUUUAUAUUUUGUAUCCUGCUAUUUCACUUUAUUUAGCAAUCUAUUUAUCUCUGUCUGAGAUAGACUGCCAUUGGUUCUUAUGAAAUUAAGGAGCAGGUCUUAUUUAAGGGGCGAAUAUAGUUAUCUUAUUUCACCAGAAAAGUUUACUCUUCGAAGUUCAUAUUCACCCUGUGAUAUUGGUCCAGGCAUUGUCUGUACUUUGCAGGUGUUUUAGUUACCAUUUCAAGGUUUCAGCAUUUUUUGACAGUUCUAGAAGGUCUAUAAAAUUUCUGACUUCAUUACGUAAUAAUAAUAAUAAUAAUAAUAAUAAUAAUCCUCUUAUAUUAUUAGAAGAAAGCCACCAGCAUGAAGGGUGUUUUACUACUUCCAGGACAUUGUCUUACAUUAACCAACACAUGAUUUAUUAAGACUUGUUUCUUUACAGAUCUGGUUAUCUCGAACUGCUUUCCUAUCUGGCACUGUAUUUCUAUCAGACACUCAAUGUUAUAUAUCCCAACAUCUCAAAUUGACAAAGAGGGACACUUUCCUUUUAGUGAUGUGAGUGAGGGGGUGGCCAGAGGCAGGGAUUUUCUGAGAAAAAUAAUUUAUGCAACUAAAAUAUAAUUUAGAACAAGAACACUGUUUUAUUUAGACAGGCUGACAGAGACAUUUACUAAAAUGAGAAUUGUUGCAAAUUCAAAAUUCAUUUCUGGUGAAAUUUUCCAAUUCAGUUACUCUGGCCUUAAAUCUGAAAUUCACUUUAAAUUCACAUUGAAUUUCCACUUUAGUAAAGAUCUGUGAUUUCUAAAAAUAUAUUACUAUAGUUUAAUAAUCCAUUAGUGCAAGUAGUAUUGCUAUAUAGCUCUGGUAUAAAAUCAGACACACAGAGAAUGCUGAGCACCUACAAGAAAAAGGAGUAAGGAUAGAAAAGUGAGGCAGAGAGAUUUGGGAAUAUCAGUAAAAUAGAAUUACAGUAAGUAGUGAAACUUUUGCCCAAUACUUUGCCCAAUUUUGAAUAUUCUAUAGAGCUUUUCAUAGGAUUUUGCCAAUGGCCAACCCACAAUUCUCUAUAUGUGAAGAUAUUUUUACUGGAGUGUAUGCAAUCAUUGUAAAUGGAUCCCCUUGACAAAGACCGUAUAGGUCGAAACGUUGUGAGUGGCAGUGGGUUCAAUAAAUGUGCCUUUUUGUAUCCUGGAGUGCCUGGACCUUUCUUCUAUUUUCCUCUACUAUGGAUCCCCGACUCAAAAUUUCCCUUGACUUUAAAAUAUGUCCUCCUUGUAACUUUAAAAAAUAAGAGACAGAUGUCUUAAAAUCUGCAUCAAGAUCUAUGGAAUGGGAAAAUCUUAACCGUGUACCGACCCUAUAUUAUAUAGAACUUUUAGUAAACCCCUCAUUUCAUCAUAUGUUAUUGGGAUAGUAAACAGAAAAAAAAAUAUCAAAUCAAUGUAAAUCAGAUUCUAUUUUAUUACGUGAAAAACAUUUUUUUUAAAAUUCCUCUUUGCUGUUUUCUUUGAAGCUGACUCCGAGCCAGCAAGUUAUUAAAAUGUCCUGCUCGCCCUUGGCAAACUGUGGAAACAAUGUUAACCAUGUGUAUAAAAUAAAUAUUGAAUUUUUUUUUUUUUUUAGAUAACCAUGUAUUGCAAACAGGAAUGUACCAUUCCUGGAGGCAGUAACUAAAUAGGAACAUUAAAAAUAUAAAUGUAAUAUAAAAGUUAAUAUAAUGCAAUUAGUGGUGAACAAGUCAAGCUGUCAACUGUAACCUGGCUUAUAUGGAACCCCUGUGAAUAAUGUGCCAGAGGGUGCCAGGCUCCCAGGUACAUAAAGCAACAGAUGGGCAUACAAAUGCCAGGUGCCUGAGUGCCCUCUGCAUUGUAAAAUUCUAUACUAGAUGUUUGAAUGGGUACUCUUGGUGCAAAAUGGUGCAAACCAUUGCACUGUGUAUUUAGUUUGGCAUGAAUGCAUGCCGUGGAGUCGGGGCAUGAUAUGGAAACUUUAUGGUUCAUUCUUUAGUCACCACUCUCCCACAGGACAGGACUUAGGAGAAUGCUUCGAGAAUGACCAUUCUCCAUAGUAACCCCAAGCCCUCCCUUGCGGUAAGGCAAGAUGAGAACUCAUAUGCAUCGCUCCCUUGGUUUGGGUUGCCCAAACUCAAACAAAAGGCAGGUGUGGGAGUAUCAACAGGGAUCCACUUCACAUUAUUACCAACACUCACCCACUGCACCUAUUAAUAAAUUUUACUCACUAGUGUGAGGAUAAAGUAAGAACUAUGAAUCAUUUUGUGUUCCUUGCAAAUAGAAAAUCAUGUGAACUGCAUCUCAAUACAUGCAUCGUAAGGUGUGAGUGGAUAAGGAUAUCCUACUUUGGUGUUCUGUACAGGACAAGAUAAAUGCCUGAAUUUGAAAUCUUGACUACAAGCCAGCUACAGGUCAAAUAACUUGCAGAGCUUGUACCAGCCAGCCUACCAUUCUGAUAUCCCUUCCUGAACUGAAAGGAAAAAUAGUUUUUUUUAUAAGUACUUGAUUAAUAGAUUACAAUAAGAACCCUUGCUGCCAACAUACUGCCUAUUGCUAUUUCCCAUAAACCCUGCAGAGAAUAAUUACUGUGAAAGAAAUUAAGUGUACUCUGUAUUAUACAGAAUGGGCCAAAAUUCAGAGAAGCGUUUAAGGCGUCAAUAACUUUUUUAAUUAAGGAACCUAUUUUAAUGAUAUUGCAUACAAUGAAAUGCUUAACCUAUGGAGCUUUGUUUGACUAGGUACGGAAUAUGACAUAUUAUAAACAAGCUCUGUUUGUCGCCCCACUAAGCCGAACCUCAAACAUUAAAAAAUUGAAAGAGCCCAAGCGUUUGACUUUCUACAUAAAUAUUCUCCUUGAGCGGCUUAAGUGUACGCAGUUUGUUCAUUUACACACACUGCUUCAGGUUUCCCCACAUGAAGUAUUCAGGAAUGUAGAGGAUGAGCAAACAUGGUUGGCAAUUAAUCUGGGAAUUGCUUGUAAGCUCUAUGCGACUAAAUAAUAGACAUGCUAUUUUGAAAAUAAAAUUCUACAAUUUUUACUCAUUGUUGCUUUGUGAAAUUACCCUUUAUAAUUCUCCCAAGACUCAGUUACACUGUGCACCUACAAGAACAAAAAUGUAACUAGUAAUAAAAAUGUUUUUUACUUGUCAAAUCAUAUUUUUUAUUUUGGCCCUCCCUGUACAUUGAUGGGCUCCCAUAAUAUGGAGUAUUGUAUGCAGUACUGGAGACCGUAUCUCAAGAAGAAUACUGAUACUUUGGAGAAAGUUCAGAGAAGGGCUACUAAACUGGUUAAUGGAUUGCAGGAUAAAACUUACCAGGAAAGGUUAAAGGAUCUUAACAUGUGUAGCUUGGAGGAAAGACGAGACAGGGGGGAUAUGAUAGAAACAUUUAAAUAUAUAAAGGGAAUCAACACAGUAAAGGAGGAGACUAUAUUUAAAAGAAGAAAAACUACCACAACAAGAGGACAUAGUCUUAAAUUAGAGGGGCAAAGGUUUAAAAAAAAAUAUCAGUAUUAUUUUACUGAGAGGGUAGUGGAUGCAUGAAAUAGCCUUCCAGCUGAAGUGGUAGAGGUUAGCACAGUGAAUGAGUUUAAGUAUGCAUGUGAUAGGCAUAAGGCUAUCCUAGCUAUAAGAUAAGGCCAGGGUCUAAUGAAAGUAUUAAGAAAAUUAGGCUGACUAGAUGGGCCGAAUGGUUCUUAUCUGCCGUCACAUUAUAUGUUUUUAUAUUUCUAUGUUUCUAAUAAUAUGUUGAAGCCAGUGGCAGAACUGCUGCGGCAGCAGGCGUCGCAGCUGUGACCGGGCCCGUUUCUCCAGGCGGCCUGGCCGCCCUGCGUACCCCUGCGACCGUGGAUCCCACCGGCUAAGUAAUGCGGCCCUGGCCCGCGCAGUAUAACUGCUGGGGCUGCAUUAAAGGUGCCCAUUAGGUGGCCCAUGCUGUUAGGGCCACCCGAUGCUAUGUAUUUCCAGGGGGCCCAGUCAGUGCUUUAACUGCGCAAUUGGGCCCUCUUUGAUGAUUUCAGAGGCUGGGAGGAAGUGACUGUCCUCCCAGAAACCACCGGGAGCCACAUGGGAGGAGGGAGUCAGAGUGGGAACUCUGACUCCUAUCAGGCUGAGCCACCAUUGGACCCCAGGGAAAGGUAUAUGUGUAUGUAUGAAUCUAUGUAUGUGUGUGUAUGUAUGUAUGUCUGUGUGUCUGUAUGUGUGUGUAUGUAUGCCUGUGUGUAUGUAUGUCUGUGUGUCUGUAUGUAUGCGUGUCUGUAUGUAUGUGUGUGUUUAUGUCUGUCUGUGUGUCUGUAUGUGUGUGUGUAUCUGUUUGUAUGUAUGUGUGUUUGCAUGUGUGUGUCUCUGUAUAUGUGUGUGUGUCUAUGUGUGUGUCUGCAUGUGUAAUCGUUUGCAUGUGUGGGGGGGAUGGGGAAACGUUUGGGAGGGGAACGGUCGAUGUAUUAGGGGAGGGUGAUGGGGGUUGACGAUGGGGGGGGGCAGGGCAAUUUUUUAACAGGGCCCUGUGGUUUCUAGUUACGCCUCUGGCUGAAGCACAGUAAAUAGAAAUGUUUGAAGAUUUCCUUUUUCAUUGUGUAUGAAUCGUGACUCCCCACCCAGCAAGGUGAACAAGGUAAGAUGACUGCAAUAAGUGUUUCAUUGUACUUAGUAAAUACCAAGCUUGGAGAUUUCCUAAAUUGGUUAAUUUACUUGCCAUUGUGUAAGUUACUUGCAAAGAUGCUCAAUAUGACCUUCAGUGAAUAAACCGUUUACUUACAUUUUAUUCCAGAUGUAUAUUUUGCAAUGAUUCCCAAAUAAAUAAUCAUUGUUCGCUAAUCUAGAGAGCCACCACUGUGGUGACAUCAAUGUGUAUGACAGUAAACAGGGUUUUUCACUAAAAUAAGAUUUCAACAUGAAAAACAAGUGAAUUUCAAAUUGAAAGUGUAAAUAGCCGAACUGGACAGUCUUUAAGCCAGAUGUGCUACCAGUUUGGCCUUAAAUUUGAAAUUCACUUUAAAUUCUCACUUUAGUGAAUAACUGUGAUAAUGUUAACUUACAGCUCUGGUAAUCAACUUAUUAAUAUCAGAAGAGUAAAAGUCUUGGUGGAGGUAUUAUUAUAUGAACUUGUCCUUCACAGAAUGCUUAAAAGAUGUAUCGAACGAACACUCCAUGCACCAUAACCACUGGGAUGCCAGGAGUGCCGAGAUGCCUUAUUUAUUAUUCACCUAGGUUCUGCAGGAUGCCACUUCCUACAAAUAGAGAGUCAGAAGCUCCCUGUCUAGCUAAGCCUAGGCUUGCAAAACGUAACUCAUUGGCUGAGAGCAAUCAGCUGAAGCACUAAGGCAAAGAGCUGGUCCUGCAUUGCUGAGCUUAGCUCAGGAGAGCUAGAUGGGGGCUCCUAAGCAUUAGCUUCUGAUUCUCUGUUGGCUGUAGUGUAGGUGGGGAGCAGGGCACAGAAAAUUCCUGGUAAGAAGUCAAACCAUUCUAAAAUAGAUUGACUACUUACAAUAAAGGCUAACCAGGGCACUUCUGACACUGUGUGCUUUGGUGGUUAUGGUGUUUGGAGUGUUCAUUUAACACACAGACAUCUAGGUUGCCAUAAUAUAUAGGCAACAGUCUACCAUGAAGUAUAUAAACAUGAGGGAGGAUGUCGGUUCUGAAAUGCUCUUUCUAUUUCUCAACAGGUCAUUCCAAUAUCUGCAUUCAGUGCUCUUCUACCUCUGAAAAUAAUUGUUUGGGUCAAGAAGUACAAUGUUCACCAGGAGAUAUCUGCUUGUCUAUAUAUGAGAGAACUUUAGGUAACAGUAUAAUAAUUACAAUAACAAAAGACGUUUGCAUUACUAGAGAAAAUAAAGAAACAAGAAAAAUAUUGUAAGAGAUAAAUCAUAUUGCAAAGAGACAAUCAACAAGUCUACUUAAGUAUGAGGUAUAUACUUUAGUUCUAAUGUGAGGAAAUGUACUUUAUUUCUGAGAUGGGAUUGCUCCAAAUAAUUGUAUUACAUAGUCUGAUUGGUUUUUUUUAGCCAAUAGGUAGGCAGACAAAAGGACAGACAGCAAGAGAGACAGAUAGAUUAAUUAUUCAGUUAAUGUUGGAAGAUUAUUAUUCGUGCAUAACUGCAAAAAAAUUAAGACAUGAUUUUCUCUCAUAUUUAUUUUUUAAAUAAUAUUUUCAGUUGCAGGAAACAGCGCUUUCACUCAUAACUACUACAGAACUUGUGGGACCUCUAAGCAAUGUGGCCAGUUUUACUCCUACAUAGAUGGAGAGAUUACAUAUAACCUAGCUUACAGCUGUUGCACGAGCGACUCCUGCCUUCCUCCAGAGCCAGACAGUAUGUAUUUCUAUAAAAUAUUGUCAUUUCAUUUAUUUUCUUAAUUUUUUUACAUAUGUACUUUACAGUUCAGAUGUAUGCAAAUAAGAAACAUGUAUUGGCUGACAGUAAACAUAUUUUCAUCUUUUUAAUUAAAACCAGCAAAUGAUUAGCUAGAAUCGUAAACUUGUUGAGACACCCUUAAUACCUAUUGUAGACCUUUAUCAUUCUACGAAUGGGAUCUAAAAUAUUUAAUAGAAAUGUCCAUGAGCAAAUGGUGGAGGUAUGACCAUCAACCUAAAUUCCUGUCCCAGCUCUGUCUUUCAUUUACUCGAAUCACUCUGUUAUGGAACAGGUUAAGCUUGCUAGAGCUAUUUAAACAACGCAAUAAUAUUGUCAAUAACGUAUUCUACCCACUCAAAGUUACACGUGGACUUCCUUAAGGUUCAAAUCUUUGUAAUUUCUAUUUUCAGUAUUUAUAAAUGAGAUUAACAUGGUGGCCCCACAGAACACACAGGAAUUUACUGGAAAAAGUACAAUGGCUUUGGACUGAGAAUCCAGAAGUCUUUUGCAUUACGCGAGCAACUGCAGAGGAGCAGGAGCUUUGCGUGCUAGGGAGAACUUGACAAUAUUUGUCAAACCAUACGUGAAUGGUUCCACAAAAAACUUGCAAAGACCAUUAACCGAAUAACUGGGUGUCUCUGGCUGACAUGUUCUCAUAUAUGAGAGUUUUGAUCUGCUAUGCUAGCUAUACUAAAAGUAUUCCUGAGAAAAAUAAAUCCCAUGUUUCUGCCACAGAUGUUGUUCAGGAAAGACUUUAGGGGCCAAAGUCCCAAAUAUAAAGUUUUUCAGCCCAAGAUCUAUUCAAGUGGCAGGAUACUCAUGCUUUUAUCAUUUUAUAUUGAGAGAAAGCAAAACAGAGCAACCCAGCCCAGCUUUAGCACAUUCAUGACGUCCACACAACUAAAACAAUGAGUUGUAGGUCUUAAGGGGAAGAGACAAAUGGGGGUUUAGGGACACGAGGAGAGAGACACAUGAAGUUUUAUAGGGGGUGGGAAGAAAAAUAGACAAAAUGUAUACUGAGAUAAUGGUGAAAUAGACAAAAGGAGGUGAAGGGAGAUGGGGAAGAAAAUAUGAUUGGGUCUGACGAAUAUAAGACAGUAGGGGCUAAAUGUUGCAUUAAGGAUUUACCUUGGAUGCAACCUCGAGGGAGCGAUUAUUGCACUUUAAUAAGUUAUAGAACUUAGCAACAACCCUGGUUUCUUUUCUCUUUCUGUAAGAGAUUUUAUUAUUCAGUGUGCAUUUGCACAUUCUAUGUUUUUAACAGAUAGCUGAUCGUUGUAUGUUGCCGUUUGAUGUAUCUGUUUUUAUUUUGCUCACCAGUGCUCUCUAAUGGAUGGAAAUGUGCCUCAUGCAGUGCAGACGGCUCAUUUUGUAAUACAGAACAAGUUGUAGAUUGCAUCGGUACAGCAAAUCAAUGCUUUAGUAGUAAUGUGACCUACAGCAAAGGUAAGUGCUUUGUGUGCUCAUUAAUAAAUUUGUAUAAUCUAAUAUUUCCAAUUCAUUUGUAAUGCAUGUUUGUGCAGAACAUGUGAACUGUUCAGCUUUGAGUUUGAAAAUGUGACAUUUUAAAAUAAAAAUAUAUAAUUAUAUAAUCCCAAUACAUUAUUGCUCAUAUGUUAGUACAGGGUUGUACCUUUUUACAUAACAUACUUUCUACAUGUUUACAGGAGAAAAACAACAAAUUUAUAUAGAGGGCUGCACAACGGACAACAUAUGUAACAAUCUCGGACUGACUGAUUUACAGUAUGCUACAGACAAUGAUGCUGUGGCAUCUACCACAUGUAAAACGUCAACCGAUAAUCGUAAGUCUACUUCGAAUUCUUUUCAUUAAUUCUGUAAGGUUUUCUAAAGGCUAUUUAAAUUUAUUGUGCGAAGAAGGUCUAAGCAAGGACCCUGAAGCCUACACAGAUGUUGGCAAGUUUAUUAAAAUUGCUAUAAAUUAUCUGAAAGAGGAGGACAGAAUAGCAGAAUAAGUAAAUAAUUUGUAUCCCAAGCAUCAAGUUGUAAAGAUUAAUCUGUAGAAAUGAAUAAUAAUACAAAUUUGCCAACAUAAAAUCAACUCAAACCUUGGUGAUUUUGCUAGAAUUCUCAAGAAAUUAGUAAGUGAGCUCUAUCAGUAUAAUAUUAAGCGAAUAGUGAUCUCGCUAGUUCUAAAAUGUAAAAGACACUUAUCUAAACAAGUUAACAGUGAAUGUCUAUCAUAUUUAGCUGUAAUCAUUAGUUCCAACCAAAGUUGAUCGAAUGCAGACUGCUAGAAUGAGUCAACUAAUAUUGAAUAAUAUAUUUAUGUGUAGAUCCCCCCCAGAUCCCCCAAACUCCAUUACUUACCCUAAAUAAGCAUCGUCUCAUAAUAUAUAUACGGGCUGGUAUUGGUAAAAGUCACAGUCUUGGGCAACUAUUAUGUUGAUUACCCCCUUAGAGUUGGCUUGCUGUGAAAUUCUUAGGCAAUCUAUGUCCUGCCCAGCAUUAGAGAAGAACUGCAUAUAAGGGGGGACUACGCAUUAUUAUCCAUUUAUUAUUUUUAUUAUUAUUAUCCAUUUAUUAUCAUAUUAACUGCACGGAUGACACUUUACCUAUGAAGUACAAGUUUUUAAAACAUAUCCGUUAAAUUAUUUUCACACACAUGAUUUGAUUCUGUAUGAAGGAGCAUGAUAGAAGCUCCGAACUAAGGAUUUAAAUCAUAUCUGGCUUUAUUUCCCAACAGGUACCUCUCUUACCUGCGUUCAGUGUAAUUCAAACAUCACCAAUUCUUGUACUGGACCAGAAAUAACAUGUUCAUCAAGUCAAGACGUUUGUAUAUCUAUAUAUGAAACAGAGUCAAGUACGACUAAAUCUUGUUAUAGGAAACAAACAACAGAACACAAAAUAUGUUUUUUUUUCUAAUUGCAUUCAGAUAUGGAUAUAUUAUUUUAAUGUAUUUAUUUGUUUUACACUUACCUAUAAAUAGUGAUACCUAAAAUACCAAAAGAGAUGUUCGGUUUUAGUGAAGGUCACAGUUUGUAUUUUAUGUGGUACUGUUACUUAAUACAUUUUUGCGUUCUCUCACUGAGAAUGCAAACAUGUAUUAAGUAAUCUAAUUAGCUACACACACAGUAUCAAUUAUCCACACAUAUCUAAUUGGUAAGAAGUAAAUUCUGUAAGUGACAAGACCACUUUGAUUUUAGAAUUUUAUGAUUAGUACAUAGCCAUUGUGGUUAAACUCAAUGGCAGACAGAGGGAUAGGGUCUUCGGUUAGGAACUGAAAAUGUAUAUUUGUGCACAACUGUAACACUCAAAAACAAAUAAAAAAACAUUUGUUUCUCUUUUUUUUUAAUUUGCAGAUAGCAGCACUGUAACACAUAACUAUUACAGAAGAUGUGGGACCUCUAAGCAAUGUGGCCAGUUUUUCUCCAAUAUAAAUGGAGAGAUUACAACUAACCUAGCUUACAGCUGCUGCACGAGUGAUUCCUGCCUUCCUUCAGAGCCAGAUAGUAUGUAUCACAAUGAAAUAUUGUCAUUUUGCUUAUUCAUUUCAAAUGCACAUAUUAUUUUUUUGAAGUGUACAAUGCUGAUCACUUUAUAGCCAGCAGGUUAGUAUGUUAAAUUCAUUUGUUCAAACUGUUUUUUUUGACUGAUGAGUUAGCCUUGCCAUUGCUUGCAACAUGACAGAACUGAGGAGAAUCAGUAAAACGUGUAUAUAUAUAUUUUUUUUUUUUGGGGGGGGGGGAUUAUAAAUUCCCUGCUAUUACAGUAAUCUCUGUCCACUCACUUUUCUGUAGACAAAGUUCUUAGAUAUAUUUUGCUUGUGUUUUUUCUGGCACCAAGCCACUUCUGUUGCAGUUGCCCACUCUGUCUCCUUCUGCAUCACCAAGCAUGGUGAUGUCUUCCACUUUUUCAUUGAAUUCAGUGCUCCCUACAAGAAGUAUCAGGGAAGUUGACAAAGUAAGCACCUUUAACGGCUGUCAGGAAGACAGCCAUGAGUGUUGUGUUUAGUCCUAUAAUUGCUGUAUUUCCUAACUGGCAAUGUUUUACAUUGUUGUCUAAAAGGGCCACACUACCCAGUCCACUUCAAUAAAAUGAAGUCAUCUGGGUAGAGCUGAUCCUGGGUGGGUGCAAAGUGAUCAGGCACUCUGUAGAUAGAGGCGGAUAGUCAGGGUGUGCAGUGAUAGGCUCUUCCCCUUCACAUUAAGUCCUCUCAUAAGGUUCUGCCCCUCAAGAUCGGCGCCAGGAUGCAGAGUUAUAAGGCAAAGUUACAAGCUGACUAGGAGGGAGCUGGGAGUGCUGCCUGCUCUGUCCUUGCUCUUUUUUGUGUGCAUGCACAGUGUUAUUUUCGUCCUAAUGGGCGAAAACAAAUUAUUUUUUUACCGAAUUUUGUUUGAAAAACUAAAGGUUUUAUGGACGAUAUUUGGAAUGGAUGAAUGAAAUUUUAAUUUAGUACAAAGUAAUUCGUAUGAAACGAAAUUUCACUGGUGCAGAUGUCUAAUCCAUAUAAUGUUAAGGUAGUAUGUAAUGAGAAAAAAAUAAUAAAAAUGGAAUAUAGUUUAGUAUCUGUUAAAGCUGAUGAAAAAAAAGUAGAGUAACACCUAUGAUUUUCUGGAGCUUACGAUCAGCUCCAGAUAUGUUCGCUUGGUCGGUAUGAUCUCCGCCUGUGAAUAUGUUGAUGGUCCCGGUCCUUUAUAUGAAGAUGCUUCUGUCACUCUUUAGGCCAAACGUACAGGGGUCUUUUUAUUUAGUGUGCAGCAUUGUGGCAGUAAUAGUUUAUCAGUAUAUUGGAUGAAAAAUAAAAACAGAAUAUAUGAUAUAUAAGAUCAGGAAGAUCCGAGUGUAGUAAAAAACUAGUUUUCUUCAAGACAGAAUAUAAUAAAACCAAUAUAAAGCAUAAAAACACUAACACGUUUCACCAAAUUGGUCUUUUUCAAACAACACUUCGAAAUAGCCCUGUUAGGCGAAACCUGUUAUUGUUAUUUUGCACUUUCAUAUAUCAUGUAUUUAUUUUUGUCCCCAGUGAGCCCUAAUGGAUGGAAAUGUCCCUCUUGCAGUGCAGAUGGCUUAUUUUGUAAUACAGGACAAGUUGUAAAUUGCAUCGGUACAGCAAAUCAGUGCUUCCGUAGUAAUGUGUUCUACAGCCAAGGUAAGUGCACCUUAAUGAAUAUAAUAAAAUGUUUCCAAUUCUUUUAUGAGACUUAAGUGUUUGAGAGGUGCAUUAAAAUAUUUCAGUAUAAGCAUGAAUACCGUCUUAUAAAACAAAUCAUGCACUUUUUUUUAAUGAAUCUUCCCCAAAAAUAAUUGAAUUUUUUUCUUGUUAUGUUCACCCACUACAUAAACCACCUUCCUUUCCAGGUCAGUGUUGGACAGUUUUCAUGUUUUCCAAAGUUCAGCCAUUAACCCCUUCACGACCGCUAAUGGUUCAGGACCAUCAUCGGAAAGAUACCUUUAAGGACCGGUGAUGAUCCUGAACCGUCAUCACAGAAAAUGAACGUCGGGAGCGAUCAGAGAUUGCUUCCGCCGAAAUCCUGCUGUUACUAUUUGCCAGGCAUGCGACACGCGAUCACUCAUAAUUGACUGCUGUCAAAGUGGGUGUUACAAACACUCACUUUGACAGUGAUCUCUGCCCCUCUCACCUCUCUAGCAUUUUGUGAGGGAGAGAGACAGAGAUUGUGAUAAUGUGUUGCCAGCAGUGUUGCCAGAAUUGUUCCAGAAACUUUUUAAAGUAUCUAAAGUUAAUAAAAAUUCCCUUUUAACCCCUUCUCUGCCAAAUAUGUUACAGCAGUGCAUUUGCACUGUCUGUAUUAUUUCUUUUUGCCCUUAAGGGUUACAUUUGUGUUAAAAAUCUGUGUUUUAGUCUGUCUUAGUCUGUUUUAGUCAGUCACUUUCCUUCCCCUAAAUCUCCAUUAGAUUCUUUUAACAUGAGUUAGUUUAGGGAUUGCUGCUAAAGGUGCAUUUGAUACCUGCACAUUUGGCUGGCCAAAACCAGAUUACAUGUGUGCAUAAAAAACAGAAUUCAAAAAUAACCACCACACACUUUUUCUGAAUUGUUGGGGCAAAAUGGUUGGGGGAAAGAACUCAGAACGUCCCAUCUUCUAUAACUUUGGAUGUCUGCUUAAUAAAAAUAUAUACUUUUAAACCAAAAAUUCAACUGCACCACAACUAAAAAUGCACCACACUCAACAUGUGCCUAUCAAAGCAGGCAAACUAUAUUCCGCCAAAAUGGGCAAGUACAAAAUUUGUUACUGUAAAAUCGUGGCAAACCAAUGCAUGGGGGGCAUUGGUGUACUCAGGGGACUUUGCAGAAAACAAUCUGGGGUGUUUUCUGGCAGUAACAUAUAACCAGCUGGCUAAAAUAAAAAAGCAGAAUUCAAAAAUUACCACCAUGCACGUUCUCUGAAACCUGUUUAGCACAAUGGUUGGGGGAAGGAUGUUAAAACACCCCAUAUACAAUACCUUGGCAUAUCUACUUUAUAAAAAUAUAUACUUUCAUGAUGGUAACAUUAAGUGGGGGAGGCAAAAAUAUGCCAAACUGAAAAUAGGCCAAGCAUACCUAUAUAUCAAGUUGAAAAACUGACAUGCACAAGUCUCGAUUGUGGCCUUUUAGCCCCCAAACAACGCAGCAAACAUAUGCACGGGUGGUAUGACUGUACUCAGGAGAUGCUGCUGAACACAUAUUGGGUUGUUGUUUGGCAUUGAAACAUAACAGGAUCUGUUAAUGCAUGCCUAAAGUACAAUGUGUGUGAACAAAUCACAAAACAAAUUACUACCCAAAAGUUUGACAAAGGCUAUUGGUAAAUUCUGUGCAUGAAAAGUGUUAAAAUGCCACCAUUUAAAAUAGCCUGGGUUAUCUAUCUUUCAAAAAUAUAUGGUUUGAUGGGGGUAAAAUACAUUGGCCAGCUUCAAUUAAAAUUCCCCAAAUAGGACAUUGGCGCAGGUUGACUACAUGUCAAAAUUCCAAGUUGGAAAAUGGAUAUGCGCACCUGCCAAAUGUGGCCUUUUAGCCCCCAAACAACCUGACCAGCCUAUGCAUGGGUGGUAUCACUGUACUCUGGAGAUGUUGCUGAACACAUAUUGGGGUGUGUUUGGCAGUGACACAUAACAGGAUCUGUUAAUUCAUGCCUAAAGUACAAUGUGUGUUAAAAAAACACAAAACAAAAUUAAUACCCAAAUGUUUGACAAAGGCUGGGGUAAAUUCAGUGCAUGAAAAGUGGUACAAUGCCACCAUUUAAAGUACCCUGGGUUGUCUACUUGUCAAAAAUAUAUGUUUUCAUGGGGUUAAAUUACAUUGACUGGCUUCAAAAAUGUCCCAAAUAGGACAUUGGCGCAGGUUGACUACAUGUCAAAAUUCCAAGUUGGAAAAUGGAUAUGCGCACCUGCCAAAUGUGGCCUUUUAGCCCCCAAACAACGCAGCAAGCCUAUGCAUGCCCCCAUGCAUAGGCUUGCUGCGUUGUUUGGGGGCUAAAAGGCCACAUUUGGCAGGUGCGCAUAUCCAUUUUCUGCUGUAAUAUCGCUGUACUCCGGAGAUGUUGCUGAACACAUGUAGGAGUGUUGUUUGGCAGCAACACAUAACAGGAUCUGUGAAUUUAUACCUGAAUUGCAAUGUAUGUGAAAAAAAUAAACUACCUAUGCAAAGUUUGGCAAAGAUUGGUGGUAAAAUGGCUGCAUAGAAAGUGUCAAAAUAUCCUUAGAUGGAUUUUUUCAUUAGCUUUUGUAGAUGAGUAAAAGAUUUUUCAAGUAAAAGUCAAAAACAUGUUUUUUUUCAAUUUUUCACCAUAUUUUAUUAUUAUUAUUAAAUAAAAUUAUAUGACAUUUAUAGAAAUAAAGAUAUGUAGAGAAAGCCCUUUUUGUCCUGAAAAAACCCCAAUAUAUAAUUUGUAUGGGAACAGUAAAUGAGAGAGAGGAAAAUUACAGCUAAACACAAACACCACAAAAGUGUUAAAAGGGGUUAAAAACAUAGUCACUUGUGUUAAUGUUUAUCUUUUCUAUUUUUUAAAUUUACAGGAAAAGUACAACAAAUUCAUAUAGAGGGCUGCACAACGGACAACAUAUGUAACAACCUCGGGCUUACUGAUUUACAGUAUUCUACAGACAAUGGUGCUUUGGCAUCUACCACAUGUCAAACGUCAACCGAUAAUCGUAAGUCUGCUUCCAAUCCUUUAAAUUAAUUUUGCAAGCUUUUCUAAAGGUCAUUUAAGCUUACUGGGUUGAAGAAAUUCUAAGCAAGGAACCAAAAGCCUGGUAUUUUUGGUAUUUGUUGGUAUGUUUAUUAAAAUAGCUAUUAAUUGAUCUGCAAAGAGAGAUAAAAGCAGAAUAAGGAAACAGUAUCCCAAACAUCAAGUAGUAAAGAUUAAUUUGUAGAAAUAAGUAAUAACAAUUUGCCUAAAAAUUAAACUCAAGCAUUGGUGAUUUUGCUAUAAAUAUCACGUAAUUCAUUAGUGAGCUCAGUUAAUUGUGAAUGUCUAUCAUAUUCAUCAGAAAUCAUUAGUUCCACCUAAAGGUGAUCAGAACACAGACUGUUAGAAUGAAUCAGCUAAUGGUAAAUAAUAUAUGUAUGUGUGGAUCACCCAGACUCCACAAACUCCAUUACUUCCCACAAAUACACAUUGUUCCAUAAUAUAUGUGCGGACUGAGAUUAGGGAGAGUCACAGUGCUGGGUAGCAUUUAUUUCAACCUCCCCCUUUUGAGACAGCUUAAAGGUGGAACUCUUGGGUAAUUUGGGUUCUGCCCAGAAUUAGGGCAGGAUGGAGGUGAACUAUACAUUAUUACCUGUUAUUACCAUAAUAUCUGCACGGAUGACAUCACCUAUGAAGUUCAAGUUUCUUAUACACAUCUAUUAAAAUAUAUUUAUAUUCUGCAUUGAAGGAGCAUUAUAGAACCUCUAAACUAACAAUAUAAAUCAUACCUGGCUUUACUUUCAAACAGGUCCCUCUCUUAACUGCAUUCAGUGUAAUUCUAACAUCAACAAUUCUUGUACUGGACCAGAAAUAACAUGUUCAUCGAGUCAAGACGUUUGUAUAUCUAUAUAUGAAACUAAAUCAAGUAAGAUUAAAUUUCUAAAACACAAAAUACAUUAUUCUAAUUAUAUUAAAAUACAUAUAUAUUAUUUCUUAAAGGAACACUAUAGGGUCAGGAACACAGUAUUGCCGAUAUUUAGCCAAUCCAAUGUUUUCCCAUGGGAAAAGCAUUGAAUUGGCUAAAAUUGGCAAGGGGCGGGGGUCAAACACUGUUUUGGCCAAGCAGCACCUCCUUAUAGAGAUGCAGUAAAUCAAUGCAUCUCUAUGAGGAAAAUUCAGCAUCCCCGUGCAGUGUGUGGAGACGCUGAAUGGCAGUGGUGCCUACUGUGCAGUACUGAGCCAGGAAGCACCUCCAGUGGCCAUCUGAGGAGUGGCCACUUGGAGAUUCCCCUAGGGGCAAUGUUAACACUGCCUUUUCUCUGAAAAGACAGUGUUUGCAUUAAAAUGCAUGGAGGCAAUGAUUAUACAUUAAGCUAUAUAGUUGUUCUGCUGACUAUAGUGUCCUUUUAAGUUUACAAUAUGCUAUUGAGAGUGAUGUAGAAUUAUACUAAAAAGGUAUAAUGUUUUACAGAAUUCCAGAUGUUAUGCUUUAAGUGGUAUCAUUAAGGUACAAGUUGUGAGUUUGAGACUAAAUAAAUUUGCAGUUUCCUGUAACACACAAAAUAUACAUACAUGGUUAGACAUACAUAUUUAACUUACAAACAUCUUACAACACACAUAUACAGACAUAACUAUUCACACAUAUGAAUGGAAAAACACAAAUACAAGCCACUGUAUACACUUACAUUACUUGCUACAUAUACCAACCUAAUUAUCAUCUGGCUCACACACCAUAAAUACUGUACUGUAUACAUAUUAGAGGGAAAAAAACAACAGCACAGACAUCCACAUAAAAAACACUUGCUUACAAACAUAGAAACACAUAUAGUCAUACAAAGCACAAAUACACUGACACAUGCAAGCACACAGACACACACUAAUUAACAUACAUAGGCACAAACAUUCAUAGAGACACACUAAUGACAUACAUUAACAAAGGCAGAUUCUAUCUGGCAUUGAGAGACCUCAGAACAAAUUAAUUUACUUUAAUCCACCCCACCCCCCUCAGAUCACUUUAAGAAUUAUAAAUAUAGCAGUUAAAUAUAAAAUUCACCAAAAAAUAAAUCAGUAAAACAUAACCUUUAUUUUAUCUUAAUGAAAUAUUGGAUCCAUAAUUCCCAAAUAAAACAAAAAUCUUCCUUCACUCAUGAAUCAAAAUUAAUAGGUUGAAGGGUAAUAUCAAAAAGAAAACCGACACAAAAGGUCUAUAUUACAACUACUCCCGUUCCCUGGGUAAUUGAGAGGACAGACUUGUAGCUUUGAUAAAAAUGUCCCAAUGAAAAUUGGCAGCAGAGGGAAAAAGGGAGGUAGAAAUUACCAUGUAACCAGAGAUACAAUAUAACACUUCCAUAACUGUGAAUACAUGUUCGAUGAAGUAUAAGAAGUAUCACGCAGUAAUAGUCCCUAUUAACCAAAAGCGAGGUACAAUUGCAAAAUUACAAACCGAUCCUUAGUUGAUCCAACACAUUAGUUCAACGUAUAAUACAUUGGGCAAAAAUAAAUAAAUAGACAGUAAACUAUAUAGCAGAGACGGUAUAGAACGUCAGUCUCAGAUGAAAGACUAACUGGGUUAUUAACUAAAGUGAAAUAUCCCGGGAAUACAAAGGUAAUUAAAAUGUUUUGCCAGAUCCGAAAAAAGCUCUAUUUUCAGUUCUGCUAUUUUGGCUUUUCAAUCACCGACAAUCACUUAGAAUUUCUGACAAUUUUCACAAUUAAGAAUAACCCCGUCAGAGAGAAAGUGAGGGACAGAUAUUAUGUCUAUGUGUGUUGUAAAUCACAGAGGAUAAAUUCAGAAUUCAUUUUUUGCAUGGUUUCGGAACAGAGAUGUACGGUACAGAGCUAUAUCAUACAUUGCUAUAUCCUGUUUAAAAUGUGUUUUUUUUAAAUUUUUUUAUAUUUCCUUUAGUUGGAGCAUUGACUGAGAUUAACUUCUACAGAGACUGUGGCACCUCUGAGCAGUGUGGCCAAUUCUACUCCUUCAUAGGUGGAGAGAUUGUAAAUAACCUGGCUUAUAGCUGUUGCCAAGGCAACUCCUGCCUUCCUUUGCAGCCAAACAGUACGUAUUGCUAUAAAAUAUUUAUGAUGCAAUAGUAUUGGUAUUUAUUGCAUGGAGUUUAGCCCUGUUAUCACAGCAGAAUGCCAUUUUAAAUCGGUCGACAAUAUUUACUUAAAAACAUUGAGUUCAGUAUCUUUAUUUGCUGUUCUGGUAAUUAAAUAAUUAAUUGUGUCAUUGCUUGCAAUGUGAUUUUGCAAAUCUCUCACCAAAAAAAGAACACAUUUAAAAAAAAAAAAAUACAUAUAGAUAGAUAAGAUGGUAAACAAAUUAGGUUAAAAUCAAAACUACCUGCUAUAUUGACCGGUUAUUAAUAUUUUAUAAAUACCCUUGGAAGUAAAAGUGACAGCAAUAAUGAUAAUAGAAGUUUUUAUAAAGUUGAUUAUCACGCCAUUGGUUCUAAAGACCGUAAAUAGUUAAUAGGAUUUUUUCUGCACAUGUCAAUGGACCUUUGAGUUGAGUUCCUGUCCAUAGAGCAGACGGACAGGAACAGAAGACGACAUCAGGUGCCCACUUUGUAAUUUGUUAUUUGUCAAUCCAAAUCUCAUGACAUAGGAAGACUCCAGUAUGUUCAUGGCUUCAAUGAAGGGUACAGCCAGUACCCCAUUAAAAUAAUUCAGGUGCAGAUAUUUACUGGGGUGUGCUGACCCUCCCUUCCUGCCUCCUGAUGAUGUAGGGAAGGAAGAAGUGAUUGAUUAGAAAUAUAUUUUUUCCAGUGUGUGAAGAAACCAUACAGGAGGCAAAGACUAGAGUGUCAUAAUUUGCAACGGGAUUCCAUUUGGACCCCAGGGAAGCCAUCCUCCUAUGACAAGAGUUAGGCAUCGAAAAGGGUUUCUGCAAAUAAAUAUUUUUGGAUGUGUGUCUUGCAGUGAGUGUAUUUGUGCAUAUUCCUGACAGUGUGUGUUUUUUAGUUUUCUGGCCAUAUGUAUGUGUGUGGUGUUGUUUAUGCAUGAUUGUAAACCGUUUUUGUUUUUUUGGUCAGCUUUGUUCUAUAUGGUAGACAUCUUUCAAUACUCUUGGGUCAGAAGCACUACUAAUCUCAAUAAUAUCAUGUAGGUAAUAAAGAAUUAUUGCACAAUAAUUAAGUCUGACAUGUGCAAAUGUCAGACAUCUCCAAAAGUAUUCUCAACCUGUUUCCUGUUUCAAACUUUCAAAUUGUGCAUGUUCUAAGUAUGGUUGGAGAUUCCAACCAAAGAAGGUUUAACCCCUUAAGGACACAACUUCUGUAAUAAAAGGGAAUCAUGACAGACUAUUUCCAUCAUGUGUCCUUAAGGGGUUAAAUAUGGCUGCCCCUGUGGAACAAGCCUAAGCAAGGAAACAUACUAAAAAGUGGUAUUAAUUUAAUAUGUUUGAUUAAAAAGAUAAUACACAACAAUGCCAACAGUCGUUCCCAACCUUUUUUUACUUGUGUACCCGAGAUUAGAAGGGGCUUGAACAUGCUGUUAAAGCAUUGCAGUGCACUACUUGGCUCUUCAUGGCACAUGUCUAUUGGAUGGCCCUAAGAGCUUCGUUCACCAGAUAGAUCCCAAUCUUUAUGGUGUGGCUGCGCCUGCAGAACCUCCAUUAACGAUUUUUGUUCUGCGUACCACCGGGGGAACUAGAUUGUACUUCUGGAGGUAAGCAUAUUACAGGUUGAGAACCCUUGAGAACAUGUACAUGGCUAUUCACUAAAGUGAGAAUUGUCAGGAAUUCAAAGUGAAUUUACAGUAAAUUUUACAUUUAAGUCCAAAAUAGAUGAAGAGCAAACAUUCCCCAAGUCACCUGUACUUUUAGAUACUUUCUAAUCUAAAAUGUUAAAUUCACUUUGAAUUCAGAAAAAUUCUCACUUUUGUGAAUAAACCAUGAAAACAUUUUUUUCAGUGAUAAGAAAAAAACUAACAGGUUUCCUUUAAGUGGAGGAAUUUCUCCUUGCCUUUGAAAAAAAAAAAAACCUACACUGUUUUGCUCUUUUUAUCUGACAUAAAUGAUAGUUGUUUUAGCAGUUUUAAGCAACGCAUAAGUUAUCAUUUUAUCAUUCACUCAUUGUCUAAUUUCUGAUUGUUCCUGCAGUGUCCUAUAAUGGAUUGACUUGUCCCUCUUGCAGUGCUGAGUUUUUAUCUUGCAAUACGGGACAAUUUGUGGAUUGCAUUGGGACUGCAAACCAAUGCAUUAGUAGUACGCUGACCUACAGCCAAGGUAAGUAUUUUGAGUAUCAAUAAAACAAGAUUGUAUAUUACUACCUUUUACUGGAUACGUUUUUAUGAGAUUGUGAUUUAGAGCUUCUGUGGCAGAUGGGUACCAUGCACUGUACCCAAAUAUAUUAAUACAGGUGCUGAAUUUAUUAAAGUUAUUUGUUGAAAUGUUAAUUUUUUUUGUGUUUAAUUUACUUUCAGGAGGAAUGACACAAUUUCACGUAGAUGGCUGCACAACAGAAAACAUAUGUAAAAAUGUCAAUCUGACCCAAUUAGACUUUUAUGAUGAAAAUGUUGCAUCAACAUCUACUAUAUGUCAGGAUUCAACUGAUUACGUUACAACCACUGUCCGUCCUACUACAAAAAUCAAUCCGCUGUAUCAGUCAACUGUCUAUAAUACAGAAGGAACUCUUCAUACCAAACCCAAUUCUAAUGCCAGUACAGCAUACAGCAAUAUAUUAUAUAAAAAAUAUGUUAAGGAACAAAGUAUAAUUAUGGUGCUACUAUCACCUAGUGUGAACCACUCCAACACACCAAAUGUCAAUAAAGUGCAAAAUAUAAAAUGGUGGUGA